UCAUCAUGAUUAAUUCGGUCCAUUUAAAGUGUAAAAAUAUCUGGAUUUGUAUUACAUUUGCAGCAAUGUUAUUGCUCUUCGAUGGAUUGCCACAGGUGUAUGCCUUCAAAAUGACGGCAAAAUUAAUAUCAAAUCAUAAUUAUCCCGUUGAAGAGCAUACAGUGCACACCAAUGAUGAUUACAUACUCACCAUGUAUCGCAUACCCGAUUCGCCGAAAUUGCGCGAUCAUAAUGUUACCAUAAAACCGGUGGUUUUUCUCCAACAUGGUAUAUUGUGCGCCUCAGAUGAUUGGAUUAUAAAUGGCCCAGAAACCUCACUGGCCUAUAUGUUCGCCGAUAUGGGUUACGAUGUGUGGCUGGGCAAUGCCCGCGGUAAUACCUAUUCUCGCCAGCAUAAACACAAACGUCCAGAUUCAUCGGACUUUUGGAAUUUUAGUUGGCAUGAAAUUGGUGUUUAUGAUUUGACGGCAAUGUUGGACUAUGUACUUGAUGAGACACGAGUGGGUUCGGUACACUUUGUUGCCCAUUCACAGGGUACCACAACUUUCUUUGUGCUAAUGUCAUCAAUGCCAUGGUAUAAUGAGAAAGUGCGAACGGUCCAUUUACUGGCGCCCAUCGCCUUUAUGCGUAACCAUUCCUUUGUCCUCUCGAAGGUGGGUGGCAUCUUUUUGGGUUAUCCAUCGUUUUUGAGUAUGGUCCUGGCUGGUUUUGAGCUGCUACCCACAACAAGUGUCCAGAAAUUAUUUUGUGAAUAUAUUUGCUCGCCAAAUUCACAUUUUAAAUUUCUAUGCUCGGGCAUUUUGAAUUUUAUUGGUGGCUGGGGUACAAGGCAUUUGAAUCAUACACUAUUGCCUCAUGUAUGUGAAACCCACCCGGCUGGAGCAUCAACAACACAAAUUAUACACUACCUGCAAUUGUACACAUCGGGAGAUUUUAAACAAUUCGAUCAUGGCAUUCAUUUAAAUCUCAAAAAAUACAAUCAGGAAACACCACCACACUACGAGGUUAGCAACAUCAAAAGUUGUGUUAAUCUCUAUUACAGCAACAAUGAUUAUAUGUCCGCUGUGGAAGAUGUCGAAUAUCUGGCAUCGCUGCUGCCGUGUGCUGAACUCUAUCGCAUACCCUAUGAUGAUUGGAAUCAUUAUGAUUUCUUGUGGUCAGUCAAUGUCAAAGAGAUGAUAAAUGAUCGCAUUAUCGAAAAAAUCGAACAUUAUGAAAAGACCCAUGAUCAUCUGCAUAGAAUAUAG
Messenger RNA from Musca vetustissima, 1247 nucleotides. Its product is annotated as lipase 3. Gene Ontology annotation, molecular function: hydrolase activity, acting on ester bonds. The record is from RefSeq and is a predicted model, not a curated record. The transcript has 3 exons. Bases 6 to 1247 code for a protein of 413 amino acids. NCBI's taxonomy places the organism in Eukaryota, Metazoa, Arthropoda, Insecta, Diptera, Muscidae. Gene Ontology annotation, biological process: lipid metabolic process.